Messenger RNA from Colletotrichum destructivum, 6625 nucleotides. Its product is annotated as Putative P-loop containing nucleoside triphosphate hydrolase, alpha/Beta hydrolase. The transcript has 7 exons. Gene Ontology annotation, molecular function: protein binding. Bases 879 to 6542 code for a protein of 1887 amino acids. The record is from RefSeq and is a predicted model, not a curated record. Lineage: Eukaryota; Fungi; Ascomycota; Sordariomycetes; Glomerellales; Glomerellaceae. Gene Ontology annotation, cellular component: nucleus; cytoplasm.
CCCGUUGAGUGUGACGCGGCGUGAUCGAUCCAAUUUGUGCGAAUCUUCUGGGAGUCUGUUCCAACCCUUCUCGGCUUUCGAUAUCGGCUGUCUUGACGGGAUCCGAGCCACCGUCCUCCUCGAGCCGCAAUUUGAGUGAGAGCAGAAGGUAUGGUUUCAAGCAAUAGACAGGGUCGGACGUGUGCGCCUUUUCAUCAUGACAACCGGCCCAUGAUAUGCAGAGAUGCCAGGCUCAGACCCAGAUCCAGGCCCAAAAUACCACACUGCUUUCUUUUUGCAAUGUCAGCCAUGGCAAGGGUCUAACUAGGAAUAGUCUAAUCGAUGGCCAACGGUGCGAUCUGGGGCCUCUGUAAGCCCUUUCUGAGUAGGGCACCGGUAGGCAGCCAAAGUACACCCUUCAUCGCCCCUGUCGCCUAAGAUGAAGCUGUAGCCUGGCGCUUGCUGGAGUACGGAUAGAGUGCGCUGAACUGCCCAUUUGCAGGUGGAUCCACCGACGCGCAGCAGGACUAAUUGCUUACAGGGGGGGUAAGGCCUACAUACAGGAGCGGUUUCGAUUCAGCUAAUGGCGCUAUUGGUAUCGUCGGAAGGUCGUGGGCAUCGCAGGAUGACAAUGCAUGGGGCGGCUGACAUUCACUAACGUCGUUUUGGGAUGCUCGACUGCAGGGGGGUGUGGCCGUUGGGAGGUGGGAUUGAUCAUUAUUUACUGCGGGCUCUUCUGGCCCCCAACCGUCAAUAAGCAGUCUUGCGAGGGCACUGCUUACGCCGUUGCCUAGCUCCCGUCGUCUUAUUCAAAGCUUGAUGCGCCCCAGUCUCGGGAGGACGCGCUUUUCGUGGGCCGUCGUUUUCUUUUUUUUGCAGUGAGAGCAACAAGCAGCAUCAUGUCUAUACGCCGCACAGGAACGAGGAGGGUGCCUCAUGGCAGCGCCCCGGGAGCUCCGAAGCCCAAGACGACAUAUCAGACAGUCCAGCAGGGCUUCAAAGAGCUGUACAAUCCUCAGAAGGAGACGGGAUCUACCAUUGACGUCGACGUUGUCUUCGUGCCAGGGUUGGGUGCGCACCCCGAAGACAGUUGGAAGUCCGAAUCUGGCUUCAACUGGGCGACCGGCAUCUAUGAUGGCGUCUCAAAGACGUCGUCCGAGUCCACCGGCAAGAAGGAUGGCCUGGCGAGGGACUUCCCCAAAGCUCGGAUACUGUUGUAUCAGUACGAGUCGGCGUGGGUGGGAGACCUCAAAGUAAAGACCUUCAUGAGGGACAUUGCCAAGACAAUGCUCGAGGGCUUGCAAGCAAAUCGAGAAAAAAUCCGAGAUCGCCCCAUCGUCUUCAUCGGCCACAGCAUGGGAGGCUUAGUCGUUGCCAAGGCCAUAACGCUUGCCGCAGACACAUACCGGGAUAUCUUCCCAAGAGUAUUCGAAUGCAUUGCUGGGUGCGCGUUCUUCGGUACGCCCUUCGGCGGUGCCCACGUUGCCGCCGUCGCCUCCAUGCUCGGAGAUAUCGGCGAAAGGCUAGGUUAUACCAAGUCUUCAGCUCUGGUGAAGAUGAUGACGCCCGGAGAUGAAAGCCUGAACGAGCUGCGAGGGGACUUCCUGCGCUUGGCUCUCAAGUUGAGCCCGGUAGUCCAGCUCACAUGUUUUUACGAGAAUCACCCGACCGACUUCACGCAAGAAAGGUACGGCACGACCAUGUCAAAGAUCGCCAAGGCCAUUAUCCCCAAGAAGGACCAGGACUUCGUGACGAGAGAAUCUGCAACACUGCCCGGAAUCGAGGAGAUGGGCCUCGCCGCCAACCAUCGAGACCUUGUCAAAUUCGCCGACUUCAAGGACUUCCGGUACCAGCUGGUGAGGGAACCCCUGAAGAGAAUCAUUCACGGUGCCAACCUCGUCGUCAAAAACCGUCUCAAUUCGACGCGUGGCAUCGAGCCGGAAAUCGUCAACGAUGUGAUGGAGUUGCUGAACGGCGGCAAGAUGUCUAACAAACGAGACAUGCUUGCGCUUCAGUUCCCCCCAUCCAUAUGGAUACCCGAAGAGCCGGUGUACCUCGACUGGUUAAAGGAGGACCAUGAUGUGGAGAGCACGGCGCAGCAAAGCAGGGGACAGGCUCUGUACAUCCGCGGACCAGAGGGAAGAGGAAAGACACGGGCGACGAUGGCGGCGUUGCAAGGCGUCGACAGGAUGAUAAAAGCCGACGAAAAGGAGAACAACGGGCGGGGGCCACUCCUCUCUGCCUACUUCUUCUGCGAGCCCUCGACGGAUUUCUCGACCGCCGAGGACUUGCUCAAAUCCCUAGUUCGGCAACUCAUCCGUCAGCAGGCCACCCUGGCCGUAUACGCGAAGCACUUUGUGAAGAAGAAGGGCGAGGACUCCUCGAGAACCUCGGCAAACCUCACAGUCGAGAACUUGUGGCAGACCCUCCAGGACAUGCUCACAGACGAGUUUAUCGGUCGGAGAGUGUACUUUGUCAUCAACAACCUGCACGUCUUGCCUGAGGAUGCUGAUUCGACAAAAAAGCUGAUGCGGUUUUUGAACGCAGAGAUGCAAGAACUCAGGAGCGAAGACGAGAAGCGGGUGCCAACAAGAUGGUUCUUCACGAGCCGAGAGAUUCCGCACGUCGAGGAUGCCAUGGGGGUGGACCAAAUCCGGCUCAUCGACCUCGAGCACGACAAGUACUGCGACCAGGUUCAGCUGGAAUUGCGGAAGACGGCACAGGAAAAGGUUCAGGAACUGGGCCACUCGAAGAAGUACAACAAGGCGCUCACAUACUACGCGAGCAGUCUGAUCGGCAAGCGGGCAUCCAACAGCCAGUGGAUCAAACUGUCCUGCAUGCAGCUGGCGGAGCUGCCCGACGCUGAGAGCGACCUCAGGAUUCGCCACAUGCUGGAGGGUAUGCCUCAAGAGCUCAAGGCCCUGCUGGACGCAGCGUGGUCGCAGAUCUUCCAUUCCAAUGAGAAAGAGGCCGACAAGAUCAAGGAGUUGCUGCGAACACUCGUCCUCACGUUCGAGGAGCCCACCGAGGACGAGCUUGUCGUUCUGGCCGGAUUCCCGGCCACAGAGGAAGGCAAAGCUGAACUCCAAGAUCUGGUCAAGAAGUGCAGACCACUGCUCACGGUGAAACGGAGCGGCAAGACCGAGAAUACUAUCGGCUUCAUGGACAGGGUCGUCAAGGAACAUCUCUUGGAGAAAGAGACGUCCAAGAGAACGUUGGGCAUGACGAGCGAUGAGGGGAAAUGGCAGCAGGGCAUCCUCGCUCUCAGAUGCUUGGCACACAUUAAGGAAGCGUUUGACUUCCCUCCGGAAGAGAAGCCCUCUGCGGAGACUCACGACGAAGACGGUGAUGCUGAAGCCCAGCCUGCGGAAGACGGCGAGGAGGAUGCCGAACAAUCCGAAGCAGAAGAACAGAACACCGAGUCGGAGACGGACGAUUCAGACAAUGAAACAGACUGGGACGAUGACGACUCCACCUAUGGCCAGUACGAUGAGGACGACGAAGCCGAGGAGGCUCGUUCGCUGGCCGAAAAGGUCCUGCCGUACCCCGUUAAGCAUUGGUUGCACCACGCCAGCAAGGCCACGUUGGAGAUAGCCGAGGACCUCAGCGAAGACGAUUUUUGGCAGACCGAGUCCCUGAUUCGGUAUCGAUGGCUCAUUGUUUACAUGUCCACGACAAAGGUCCUCAACGGGUUUGAGACCAAGGGCCUGACCGCUCUCCAUAUUGCUGCCGCAGUUGGCUUCAAGCAGCUCGUUUCGGCUCUCAUCGAGAAUGGCCAUGCUGAUGAGAUCAACAAGCGGGACGAGCUCUUUAAUACUCCUCUUCAUUUCGCUGCUUAUAUCGGAAGGCCAAACACUGUGGACGAGUUGAUCAAGCGAGGCGCCAACAUUGACGACUGCAUCGAAAUCGGCGAGCAGACUCCGUUGCACAUGGCUGCAUUUGCCGGUCAUGUCAAAGUAAUGGAUAGGCUGAUUAAGAUGAAAGCCAACACCAACGCGAUCGCAAGCGACGUCGGCCCCGUUAUGAACGCCGCCAUCUCCUCCGGUAACCCCGACGCUGUCAAGUUGCUUGUCGAAAACCAGGUGUCGCUGGCGGUCGAGGACGACACCAUCGACUCACCGCUGGCUCUGGCCGGUCUGCAUUCAGACCUCUCCAUGUUUGAAUAUCUCACAAAGACAUAUGCCGACAAGCUCCCUGCCAAGGAAUACGACAAGGCGUUCAUCAAGGCUGCCGUCUCGGGCAGAGUGGACGUCUUCAACAAGUUGCUGACUUACUCACACUCCCAAGAAUGUUUCCAGGACGCCUUGGAAGCGGCAGCAACAGAGGAGAACUGGGACAUCGUCUUGAUCCUUCUCGAACAACGCCAGGGUCUUGACUGUGACCAGCUUUUCCUGCGUGCGGCAACAACGGCGGAACACCAGGACAAGGUCCUGGAGGCUGUUUGGAAGUAUACGAACGGAAACAUAUCUGCCGAAAAGCUCAACGAGAGUCUGUACGAAGCUACGGAUCUUGAGAAAGAAUCUACAGUAAAGCUGCUGAUUGAGACGUUCAAUGUCAAUCCCAAUGCGACUGGAGAAUACUACGGAACUGCCUUGACUGCCGCCGCCUACGACGGAACUCUCGAUAUUGUCAAGCUGCUUCUCGACAGGGGCGCCGAGGUUGACUUCCCCAACGGAUGGGCUCUCCAGGCGGCUUCCUCCGAAGGGCACUACGACGUGGUUAAGGAGCUUCUCGACCGCGGAGCUGACGUCAACGCGUUCACUACGAACGAGAACUUUCCGCAGGGUACGGCUUUGCAGGUGGCGUGCGAGUCGGGCAAGCUUGAAAUCGUCACGCUGCUGCUGGAGCGCGGUGCCAACCCCGACCUAGGUGCCGGAGACGAUACCUGUCCACUCAUCGCCGCUGCCUCAAAGGGAGAACAGGAAAUCCUCAGACUUUUAGUCAAGGCCAGGGCAGAGGUCAACGUAUUUGGCGGGUGGGACAAGUCGACAGUGCUCAUUAACGCUGUCGCUAAUCUCCCCGUCGAGUCGCUACAGGUACUUGUCGACGCCGGCGCCGACGUCAACCUGGCCGACCAGGAGGCCGACACGGCUCUAAUCGUUGCUGCUCGCGAGGGAGACGGGGCCAGUGUCAAGUUCCUCUUGGACAACGGGGCCGACAUAUUCCAUACGAACCAAGACAACGAAAACGCCCUUCAGUCGGCCAUCGUAUACGGUGGUGACGAGGAAUGCACCACGAUACUCGUCGAGCGCAUUUCGGAGCUCAUGGCGGCGUUGAAAAAGGCCAUGCAAGAAGGGAACACCGCCGUUUCCAACGUAGUCCGGAGUGUCGGCGUCGGAAAUCACAGCCUUAACUACGACGACGAGGGGCCUCGGCCGUCGCAGGUGCAGGAAGAGAAUCAUUUGGUGACCGAAGACACGCAACCGAAUAUCAACGACAAGGGAGAAGUCAAAUCUGAUGAAGGGGAUGGAAAGGGGGUGAAUGAGAAUGUUGCGAGGACCGCGUCGUUCCAAGACGGCGCUCAAAGCGUCGAGAACGAAACGCAUGAGACGGAAGACAGCUCUUUCCGACCCGUGAGAGAGUUGUCCAGAGAACUCGAGGCUGCCCUCACUGCUCAGGUGUCGCUGCUUCACGAGUACACGUCUGCGCCUCCGAGACCGGAGAAGGUGCUCGAGAAGGCUCCCGCGGAGCUCCCUCCGACGACGAUCGCGGAGUUGCCUUCUCAGCGGAGAUAUUCCCAGCAACCGCAGGUGGAAGAAUCGUUCGGUCAUUAUGAGUUUGACCAGCUGACUCUCAUGGAAGACUGGUCCAGCAAGCCGGCUGAUAAACCGACUGUCGUCAAGCAGCCCACACAGCAGCAGCAGCAGCGGGCCUCUCAAGCCGAAAAUGUCCUGAGCGAGCCGGUGCUUUCACCCGGCCAGGCGCCCAUCCGUCGGAAGCCCGCGCCAAAUGUCUCAUUCGGUGCGGCGUAUGUUCAAAACCCUUCGCCUGCGCCGCCGCCUCAGUCCAACAGUCAAUACCAGCCGCCGCCUCAGCCAGAUCAGACGGCGAGCUUCGACCAGCGGCCGCCUUACCAAAACUCCGCAUCGUAUCCUGGGGCGCCGGCGUAUCAAGGAGCUGGAUACCCCGGCUCGGUCCCAACGCAGGCACAGCUCCCGUCACAUUUGGUUGUCGACGGUAGGGUAUCCGUCGAAUACUCGUCUCCGCUGCAGCAGCCGUCCGGCGCCUACCACGCCCCCUACGAUCCAUCGUCGUACAGCAGGCCAAGCAUAGACACGCCGCCGCAGAAGACACAGCCGUUUCCGGACCUGCCGUACACGGCCCCGGGGGCGUGGCAGAAUAGCCCGCCUCUGAGCGGGGGACAACCGGCGCACCGGCAUUCAUAUUUCGGCCCUGGCAACGGAUCGCCACCCCAGCAGCAGCAGCAACAGGAGUGGGCUGGCCAAGACUCGAGACCUGACUUGAAGUCUCAUCGUGCGUCGUUCUUGGGCAUGAAGAACACACUGGACAAGGCAAAGCAGUUCAGUACGGGUAUCAUGAACCGCAGGACAUCGGGGUUCUGAAGAGGGACGGAAACACAUAAUGCGCGAGAAGUUCUUAGACGAUUCUUCUGCAGAGUUAAUAGGCAGUGAUGAAACAAAAUAUU